AUGCAGACCGAUGCUAAAUCCUUUGACCGGGCUUUACAAGCCGUAUUAUUGAGCCAAUACCGCCGGAAAGUAUUUGAGAAAAAUAAACUACUUAUUAAACCGGUUAUCCUCUUUAAAUCCAAAACCAUCAACGAGAGCAAGGUUUUUGAGGAAGAGUUUAUUAAAGGAAUAAGAGAACUUACACCUGAAAAAAUUGGUGAAAUUAAGGCUAAUUCUGAGGAUAAAACCAUAGCAAAGGCGUUUAAUUAUUUAGAAGAUAAUAAAAUUUCUUUUGAGAAUCUGGUAGCCGAAUUACAAGAAGAUUUUUCGACGGAAAAAAUUAUCUCGGUCAACAGCAAAGACGAAAGCGUAGAAAAGCAAUUAGCCGUAAAUACCUUGGAAGACCCUAAUAAUGAAUAUCGAGCCAUUUUUGCGGUUGAUAAACUAAAUGAAGGCUGGGAUGUACUUAAUCUUUUUGAUAUUGUUCGCCUUUAUGAUACUCGGGAUGCCAAAAAUAAUAUUCCGGGGCCAACCACUAUUCGAGAAGCCCAGUUAAUUGGCCGGGGAGCGAGGUACUGCCCCUUUAAACUAGACAAUUCAGAUGACCCUUUCAAACGAAAACUUGAUAAUGACCUAGAAAAUGAAAUGCGAAUCGGUGAAGAACUUUAUUAUCAUAGCACCUAUAAUCCUCGCUAUAUUCAAGAGUUAAAUUCAGCUCUCAUAAAAUCGGGCAUUAUUCCCGACCAUACAAUUAAGCGAAAUCUCCUUAUUAAAGACGAUUUUAAAAGCACUUCUUUUUAUAAAACUGGUUUAUUAUUUCUCAAUUAUCCGGAAAAAAAUUUGCGAAAGGAUGUAUUUAGCCUACCCUCUUCACUCCGGAGCACUUUAUACUCAACUUCGCUCCGCACUGGAUUUAGUCUCUCUGAUGACCUUUUUGCCGAACAAACUAAAAAGGGAAUUGAACGAAAGGAAAAAGACUUUUGUCUCCGAGACUUUAGCCAAACCGUCAUUAAAAAAGCUCUUUAUAAACUCGAUUUUUACUUUUUUUCUAAUCUCCAAAAAUAUUUUCCUAACUUGGAAAAACUAGAUGAAUUUAUUUUGAAAAAUGAAUAUUUGGGAGAAAUUAAAAUAAAUGUUUCUGGAUUGGCUCCGCAACUCGAAAAUUCUCUUUCUCCGGAACAUGAAUUAGAGGCAGUUACCAAAAUCCUCGAACAAAUCGCUUCCAGUCUAUCCUCCCAAAAUUCAGAAUGA
Funneliformis geosporum is the source of this 1230-nucleotide messenger RNA. Lineage: Eukaryota; Fungi; Glomeromycota; Glomeromycetes; Glomerales; Glomeraceae. The record is from the annotation of a GenBank genome assembly.